Messenger RNA from Cheilinus undulatus (humphead wrasse), 351 nucleotides. RefSeq names its product lymphocyte antigen 6 family member pge (gene ly6pge). The record is from RefSeq and is a predicted model, not a curated record. The coding region runs from base 1 to 351 and encodes 116 amino acids. Lineage: Eukaryota; Metazoa; Chordata; Actinopteri; Labriformes; Labridae. The transcript is spliced from 3 exons.
AUGAGAGCCGUCCAGUACUGUCCACUGCUGCUGCUUUCCUUUAUUCUGCUGGCAACCAACUGUGAAGCUCUGCAAUGUUACACCUGUAUGGGCUCAAACAACGAAGACUGCAACCGUCAAGGAACCAAAACCUGUCCCAGCUACUCUGACGCCUGCGCGGUGGUGGUUGGCCAUAACAGUGGGGUGAUGAAGUCCUGCUCCUACAGGUCUUUCUGCAGUCAAGCCAGCAGUCAGGGUGUCCGAGUUCAAUGCUGCUACAGUGACAACUGCAACGUGUCGGGCGCCAACAGCCUGCCAGGACUCAAUUAUCUGCUGCUGCUCCUGCCUCUUUUGUUCCGCUGCUUCUUCUAG